Messenger RNA from Chlamydomonas reinhardtii, 3372 nucleotides. RefSeq lists its product as uncharacterized. The transcript has 5 exons. NCBI's taxonomy places the organism in Eukaryota, Viridiplantae, Chlorophyta, Chlorophyceae, Chlamydomonadales, Chlamydomonadaceae. Gene Ontology annotation, molecular function: RNA binding. Gene Ontology annotation, cellular component: nucleus. Bases 287 to 2863 code for a protein of 858 amino acids. The record is from RefSeq and is a predicted model, not a curated record.
ACUCAUUGCAGCGCAGGCCUUCCAUGUUCAUCGCUGCCCCGCAAUUUUAGGCAAAGCCUUCACGGGAAUGUGCGAGGUGAAUGGUGUUCCCUGUAAAUCACUGCUUGACCUACCACUCUUACCAACGCGCAAUACCCUGGGGAUACCUCUGCUGAGGCGUUCUGACAUAGCUAACCUUGCCUCCGCGAGCGCUGCGCUCAAGCAGCUUGGCCUUACAUCUCCUAGCUUGGCAGGCGCGUUUGUAGCUAUAUCUGGAGCCUCAGAUGCUGGCAAGGUGUCCAUACGCAUGCUCGCCGAGGACGGGACUGGUGUAUUCCCAUCCAUUACGGUAUGUGACAAGGCCAGCCCCAGCGGGGUCGCGACCAUCGACCUCAGCUCGGUGCUCGACAGCGACCUGAACGAGCAGCAGUGGCGCGAGGCAGAGGCUGACUACUGCAGCCGGCUGCUGGACGGUCAGGCCGAGGCGAUGAGCCUGCGCGAGGUCACCGACGCCUUCGGUCGGCUCGUCUGCCUGAACCGCUGCUGGGGGCAGCUGCGCGACGCCGCCAUGUGGGUCGCCAAUGCGGUAUCCGCCGGCGACGCAGCUCCUAGCACCGCGCCCGCGCCUGCCGUUAUCGACGCGGCCGUGUUACGGCAGCAGCUGCUGCAGGCUCUGCAGCGGCCCGCCUUCAACGAUUGUGAGCUGCUGGGCUGGCUGGGCCGUGUGGUGCCAUGGAAUGAGGCGGCGGCACGGCGGCUGGCGCAUGCCAAGGCCGCGGCGGCGGCGGGGCCGGCACCUGUGCCCCGGCACCUGCAGCCGCUGCAGCAGCGGCCAAAGCCACCGUCACAGCAGGCGCCGUUGGCUGUUAAGGUUGAGGACGUCAAGGCUGUACACGAGAGUGAGGGGCUCUGCGGGCGGUUGCUGGUGGGCCGGCAUGCGCAAGAAGACAAGCAGCCGCAGCAGCAGCGCCUGAACGAGGAGGACGCAUGUCCUCACGCGCAAACGCGGUGCCCGCACCUUGGCACAGUCCUGGCCCCGGCGCCGGACCACGGCGGCGCGACAGCAGUGGCGCCGAAGACGCCACCGGCAGUAGACGGCCCAGUCUCGCCACCCUACCCGCAGCCUUUCUCGGUGACGACCACCACAUGCCCUGAGAACACAGGGGCAGCCGUUUUCGAGCCGCAACGCGGCUGCCAGCACCACAGCCGCGAGCGAGGCAGGUCUCGCUCACCGCUCCCGGGCACUUGGUAUGCCGCCAUCUCAGGCUCCCAUCCACGGUCCCGGCCCCAGCCUCGGUCCCGCUCACGCUCUCGCUCUCGCUCUCGCUCGCGGUCGCCCGUGCGCUCUCUCCCCACGGCCUCCAUCCCCCGCGCCUGCUCCUUGCCCCGCUCCGACGUGCACUCCCGUCCCGCCGAAGUGGAGGGCAGCACCAGCGGGCCCAGCGGCGGCGACGUGUGCCGCGCGCACGCCGAGCAAGCAUCACCAGCGGCGGCGGUGGGCUCGGAGGGUGGCGCUGCAUUGGAACCAUCGGCGGAGCCAGACGGCGCUGGACAGAGUCAAGCAGCAGCAGCGGCUGUUGUACGUACGGGGCAGCCGCCAGCCCAGCAAAUGCAGCAGCAGGCGUGGUCUCCAGUGCGUCCCCGGGACCCCCGCCGGGCGCAGGCCGCCGGAUGCGGCGUUUCCACAGCGGGCAGCGGCGGGGCCGCAGCUGGGGUGACUCCAGCGGCUUCGCUUGCAGCGGCGCAAGACCGGUGGGAGGGGCCGGCUGGACAUGCGGCUGAUGCGGUGCCGGAGCCCGGCGGCGUCGCGGCAUCUGCGGCGGUGAUAACUCAGACGCUGUCACGCGAGGGCGGCGAGGCGCGGACGUGCCGGCGGCUGGGCAAUCAGCCCGCCCAUCUGUCUGAGGGUCAGCUGCCCGUGUGUGCCCCCACCUACCGCUUCUCCUUUGGGCGGCCUGCAGCGCCCCCGCCGGGUGACCUGCGAUCGCCAUCACACCACCGCUCCCGCUCGCCCGCCCACCAGCGGAGUAGGUCCCACUCACGCUCGCGCUCGCGCUCUCCCGCGCGCUACCAGCACCACUCACGCUCUCGCUCCCGGUCUCCCAGCCACCGCCGCUUGGGCGGCGCACCCCACGACUCCCUGGCAGCGCAGGAGCUGGCGUGGGCCCAGCAAGUGCACGCGUGGCUGCUGCGCCAACCGAACCAAGCGGCUCUCGUGCGGCAAAUUCUCACAGCGGGGUUGGGCGUGCCCGGCCAGGUGCUUGCGGCAUCUAGCCUGAACCCAAACGAGUACUGGCGGAAGUACCCGCACCUCUGGACCUACCACGGCCGCUUCCGUUCUCAACCAGCGGAGCUCCGCGCCCUGCCGCCGCGCACUGGCGCGAGCCGCGCCAUUGCGGCGCCAGGUGCUGCUGCUACUGGUGUUUGUCCAGGAGAGCUGGCUGGGGCGGCGGCGGGGGCGGCAGCUGGCGCGGCGCCCGGGAUGCCAGCGGUGCCGGGAGGAGGGGAACGGCCGCUGGGGCAGGUGCAGGCGCGCUACCUAAGGUCGUUGUACGCCUUCCUGCUCAAGCGCCCAGAGGGGAUUGCGGUUCGGGACCUCAGAAGUCACGGCCUGGAAGUACCAGAAGGCAUGCUGCAAGGCCGCCGUAUGUCUGCCUUCCUGAAGGCUUACCAAGACAUGGGGAUACUGCAGAUCAACACCCGGCCCCGUUCGGUGCCGCUGGAGGUGCGGGCGGUGCCGGGCCUGGAGGCGGAGGCCGCGCUGGAGGCGGCGUGUGACCGGCUGCUCGCCAUGAGCAGGGAGCGCAAGCCAUUGAGUGAUAGAGGCCGUGGGGAUGAGGGGAAACACAGAGCGCCGCGUGGCGCCACACGUGGGCUUGAGUAGUUGAGUGCGGUCCCGUGCAGACAACACGCUGGCCUGGUUGUGGUUGUCGUUGUGGUUGGGAUUGGGGUUGGGGUUGCGGCACCUUGGAAUUGAUCUCUAUCUGUUAAUGUAGCAGCCUUGAGACAAGCCAUGAUGCAAGCCGGGAGGACAUAUGAUAAUGCAGGGACACGUGCACGUGUAUGUCGUUGGUCACCGCAGGAUGCUUGAGAAGUGGAGAUGCAAGCUGUUGGUGGUGCAGGGUUGCGCAACAUACAUCAUGUAUGGCUGCAGCACAUGAUGUGUGGCCCGAAACUGUGCGGCAUGCAAGCUUAUGUGCCAAAGGCUGCGGGUACUUGAACGUGUAUGGGGGGUUUGGAUUGAGUUCGGGGAUUCUGAAGUUACUGAGUUUACAGAGGCGGGGUGGGACUGGGUGGGCAUGAUCGCGCAGGUGGCUGAAUGGGUCUCGAAGGGCCGAUGUGCUCAGGCAGAGUGGCGGCCCAAAUCCAACACAACCUUAUAAAUCACGAGAG